AAGAGAGAGUGCUAUUAGGUGAAGGACAUACCAUCUAUCUCAUCUAAGCAAUAUUCAUCGAUACUCAACUAUUUACAGACGAUAAUGGCAGCAGAAGAAGUAGGAAUCGACGAUCAGCUUGAAAAGGUUAACAAAGCUUUGGCUGUGAAGAAUACUCCUGAAAUUGUUUUCAUUGCUUUAGUGUGCACCAUUGGAAUUGCGGGAAAUAGUGUUGCAUUCGCUUUCUACAGGACUAGAAUGAACAGAAGUGUAAAUACUCUCUUCUUGACAGUUCUCUCGCUAAACGACCUGUUAACAUCCAUCAUUCUUUUGGACAGUAUUCUGGAUGUUGUAUAUUCAAUUAAUUUUACCAGUAAGAUAGGCUGCAAAUUUUUGACUUCUAUUAAUCGAAUCUUCAUAACCAGCUCAUUUUUGUUAAUUUUCCUAAUUGCUGUCGAUCGCUUUAUGACAAUUUUCCUUAUGAUACCAAGAAUAACGUUUUCGAUCCGAUCUUCAAAGAUUGCGAUACUAGCAAUGUACAUCUUGACGAUUUCGACAACUGUACCAGAAUUUAUCAUUACCGAGCCGAUUGAAACAAUAGUUGACUCUGCAGGCGAAAGAAAUGUAACCAUCGUUGGGUUUAAUUGUCGCAGUGGCGGUUCCAAUAACAAACAGCUGAAAAAUGUUAUGAAAGGUUGGAGAUUGGCAGAAUCGGUAGUGGUGCUUACGUGCCUUGUAAGUAUCGCAGUAAUUUACAGCCUUAUAGCAAUAAAGGUUGCUUGUGUCAGAAAUAAAUUGCACAGACACAAAGAAAGACGCCAGCAUGAGUUGAACACUGAAAAGUACAGGCAUGGUAAACAUGUUCAUGAAUCUGCAAUGAACAGCGAUAUAAUUGUUGGGGAAGAAGUAGAGAGGAACUUCAACAAGGAUACUGUAGAUGAAACUGAGAUUAACGUUGAUGAAUGUACAACAGAUGAAAUAGAUGCAACUAGAAACGAAACUGACGAAGAUAAUGAAACACAAGUUAGCGAUGAAGCUACAGUUGAAAUUACUGAGAUGGAAACAAGAAACACAUUUCAAAACGUUUCGAGUACGGAAACUUUACAUGAUUCAAUUACUAUUGUUAAUCAGGCCAAGACACCUAAAACCAAAUCUCUGAAGAGAAAGAAGACAAAGGCAAAGCAAAAUCGGAACACAGAGAGAAGAAUUACGUUAAUGAUGUUUGUAAUGACGUUGGCAUCGGUUCUAAGUUUUGCGCCGUACUAUGCUAUCUUACUUGGGAGCAUGGAGAAUCAGUUUGAGUACAAUAUCUGGAAACGAAUUCUGAUUCGAUCCUUUUUGUUGAACAGUUCCAUCAAUCCCUUUGUGAUUGGUUACUUCAACUCAGACCUUAGAAAGUAUUUCAAAAGUGUCGUUCUGAGGAUAAAGCAUUGUUGAAUAAGCUUGUAACAUUAAACUGGAUCCGCUUAUGAUUAAUGCUGCAUUUCGCACUGACCAUGUACAUACACUGGAUAAGUUUCAAAUAAAUCAAUAUGUGUUUAGAGAAUGUCUGUUUGUAUAUAUGUACGUCUGAAUAAA
Molecule: messenger RNA, 1557 nt
Organism: Mya arenaria
Lineage: Eukaryota; Metazoa; Mollusca; Bivalvia; Myida; Myidae
Exons: 2
Coding region: 85-1416 (443 amino acids)
Biological process (GO): neuropeptide signaling pathway
Cellular component (GO): membrane
Molecular function (GO): G protein-coupled peptide receptor activity
Source: RefSeq, a predicted model, not a curated record